This is a messenger RNA of Blastomyces gilchristii SLH14081, 360 nucleotides long. RefSeq lists its product as uncharacterized. The record is from RefSeq and is a predicted model, not a curated record. Lineage: Eukaryota; Fungi; Ascomycota; Eurotiomycetes; Onygenales; Ajellomycetaceae. The coding region runs from base 22 to 360 and encodes 112 amino acids. The transcript has a single exon.
ACACUCAGUGGCCUGGUUAUCAUGAGUUAUCAUGGUUAUCAUAUAGGCACACUCAGUGGCCUGGUUAUUGUGAGUUAUCAUAGUUAUCAUAUAGGCACACUCGGUGGCCUGGUUAUCGUGGGUUAUCAUGGUUAUCAUAUAGGCACACUCGGUGGCCUGGUUAUCGUGAGUUAUCAUGGUUAUCAUGGGGUAUCAUCUUUAUCCUGGGUUAUCAUAUGGGCAUUCAACAGCCCGGGUAUCAUGGUUAUCAGUAUCAUGGUUAUCGGUAUCAUGAUUAUCGGUAUCUCCAUCGUUUUGGCGUCGAUAUUGGCGGUUAUGGUUAUGAUUGAUAUCGUUGAUACCACGGGGUUAUGGUUUUGA